AUGAAGAAAUGCAUACCAACGAAGCGAAGCCUCGGCAAAUUCUUUUCCUACACUCGACUCCUCUUCUCGCUUGACUAUACCCGAACCGACGUUCUUCUCAUCGUCACCGGUGUCUUUUUCUCCAUCGCCGCCGGAAUCCCAUUCCCCCUACUGGGUAUCGUUUUCGGCGAGUUGAUAAACGAUCUCAAUACAGCAACAUGCUCUCCAUCCGAUGAUACAAACGCCGGCGUAACGAAUGGAGUCCGCACAAAAGUUCUAUACGUCAUAUACAUCACCAUUGCCAAUUUCUGCUUCAUAUACAUUCAUUGCAGCUGCUGGAGUCUGAUCAGUGAGCGCAUAGCCCGCCGGUAUCGCCGCCGCUACUUUGAGAGCGUCAUCCGGCAGGAAACAGGAUAUAUUGAAAGUCUACCCGCUGGCGAUGUCGUCUCGAGACUGGUGGGAGAUAUUGAGGUCGUGCAGUCUGGCACUUCAGAGAAAGUGGGACUGGUCAUUUCUACCGUUUCGUAUUUCGUGACUUCGUAUGUUGUUGCGUUCAUCAAGGUUCCUCAGAUUGCAGGAAUGCUGGUAUCUGUUGUGCCAUGCUAUUUCCUCAUGACCUUUGUUGGUGGUUACUAUAUCAGGAAAUACGCAGGACGCAUUUCCAAGCACUCGGAUGCUGCUACCUCGAUUGCAUCGUCAAGUCUGUCUCACUUGAUGUUGGUGCAUGCCUUCAACGCCCACGACCGGUUGGAAAAGUUGUUUGCAAAUCACAUAUCCGCCUCCCGCAUGGAUGCUCUCAAAAAGGCGGCGACUCAUGCCGGCCAAUUGGGAUUCCUGUAUUUUGUCGCAUACAGUGCAAAUGCACUGGCCUUUUGGGAGGGAGCUCGAUUGAUAGCCGAUUCGGUCGAGGCCGGUGGCACCGGUGUAUCAGUUGGAGCUGUAUAUACUGUGAUCUUUGUCCUGAUCGAUGCAUCGUUCAUUCUGAGCCAGGUCGCACCAUUUGUUCAUGUGUUUGCCUCUGCUGCAGGCGCGGCUGACAGGCUUUUGGAAGUCAUUCAUCGCAAGUCCAACAUUGAUGGUACUUCUGAUUUCGGCAAUAUGUCUGCACCAUUUGACUCCGAGGAUAUCACCUUCCGAGAUGUACAUUUCACGUACCCAUCGCGCCCAGAUGUGCCGGUUUUACAAGGAGUAGACUUUUCUGUUCCUCCCCGAAAACACACGGCGAUUGUGGGACCAUCUGGCGGAGGCAAGUCGACUAUCGUGGCCUUGUUAGAGCGAUUUUAUAACCCAAUCUCCGGUGAGAUCUGCAUCGGCAACCAGGGCUUCCACGAACUGAACGUCAGAUAUCUGCGUGGAAAUAUCGGCUUCGUGCAACAAGAACCAUCACUGCUUGACCGUUCAAUUUUGGAGAACAUCGCAUAUGGUCUACUUACUUCGGUUAUCGAGCGCCACAAACCACUAGCUCCUUUUAUUUUCGAUUCCAGUCUUCCUGACCUGGUUGCUGAAUUGCGUACCGGUGUCUCCGAGAAGAAAGCCCUAGAAGGGCACGAUCCGAAGGUAGCUGAGAUCAUGAGCUUGGUAAGACAGGCCGCUGCCAGCUCCAAUGCUUUGAACUUCAUCGAUGCCUUGCCACAUGGAUUUGCGACGAGUGCAGGCUCAUCUGGGAAUAUGUUAAGUGGCGGGCAAAAGCAGCGUAUUGCACUGGCGCGAGCCUUGGUACGGGAACCAUCAUUGCUGAUUCUCGACGAAGCAACUGCAGCACUUGAUUCGACUAGCGAGAGGUUGAUUCAAGAAGCUUUAGCCAAGGUUUCCGAACGUGUCACUACCAUUUCUAUUGCUCAUCGCCUUGCGACUGCAAAAGACGCACACAAAAUUGUUGUUAUUAGGCAGGGCCGCGUUGCUGAAGAGGGAUCUCAUGCAGCGCUGGUUGCUCUUGGUGGUUCUUAUGCUGAAAUGGUGCGCUUGCAGAAUCUUGGGAAGUUGAAAACAGACUUGAGUCAGGAUCCUAUUCGGCAAACUCGCGACACGGCCAUCAUUGCUGAGUUGCCUGUUGAUAACAAGGAGGCUUUGCUGGACGCUCUUAGUGUCGACGUUGCUGAUGAAAGUUUACCGGCAUAUCAAGUCAAGAAAGAAACCCAAAAAGAACAGAAGAAACGCGAAAAGAAGGAAUUGAAGGCCAAAAACAAGAACAAGCGCUCAGGAUGGUUCACCACCAAAUUCACCUUUUCGUUUUUGCGUCCAAACAUACACUUCAUUUUCAUUGGCUUCGCCAUGUCGGUUGUGAUCGGUGGAAGUUAUUCAGCCGAGGCUGUCAUUUUCGGCCAUACCGUCGGUGCAUUGAGUCCCUGUGAUGGCGCCGAAGGGAUUCGAUCAAGCGGUAAUCUAUAUGGUCUGCUAUUCUUCAUCAUGGCAUUGGUCGAGUUGCUGGCAAAUGUCGUUAGCGGUUGCGCUUAUGGCUGGGCUGCGGAUAAAAUCCUGUACCGCAUUCGCGUGCUGUCUCUGCGAUCACUGCUGAACCAGACAGUCAAGUGGCAUGGGGAUGAUGAUCGCUCACCAAGCACUCUCCUCACAUAUAUCACCGGUGAUGCUACUGCACUGAGCAGUAUCACGGGCACGACAAUCGGUUUGCUGUUAGCCACUGCCGUGAAUCUAGUCGCAGGACUGGUGAUUUCGUUCGCCAUAGCGUGGAAAAUCACGAUCGUCCUCCUACCUACCAUUCCAGUGCUGUUGAUUGCGGGUAUGAUGAAACUGCGCACGCAGGCGCAAUUCGCAGAACGACAUCAGAAGGCAUUCGCAAAAGCGACAGCCAUUACCGUGGAGGCAGUCAACAAUAUCCGUGCGGUUUCAGCCUUCUCCCUCGAGAGACAGUCAUAUGCGGUAUACGAGCGAGCACUGAAGGCGCCAUAUCGUGAGACUUUGAAAUCCAUUGCAUUUGGCAACGUCUUUCUUGCUAUGGCUUUCAGCAUCAGCAACCUGGUAUAUGCCUUAGCGUACUGGUGGGGAACUCGACAAAUCGUGGCUGGGCUUUACUCACAGACUCAAUUCUUCAUUGUGCUGCCAGCGCUGCUGUUCAGCACGCAAUCCUGUGGGCAGAUGUUUGCUCUUGCACCCGAUAUCUCCAAGGCAGGGCUGGCAGCAUCCAAUAUUGCAGAACUGCUCACAACCCGCUCGAGCGACGAGGAGCUCAAUCUUGAUGUCAAAAGCCAUAGUUAUGACACUCAUCUGCUGGAAGAGAAGAUCCAGGACCCGGAAGCCGCACACCCUGAGCAGCAGCCUUCAAACUCCACGGAAGAGCCGCCCCCAAUGAGCGGCAUUGGCGCUGAGCUUCAAAAUGUCCACUUCGAGUAUCCUUCCCGUCCUGGUCAUCCCGUUCUCCGUGGUCUGAGCCUGAAGAUCCAACCGGGCCAUUUCUGUGCCCUGGUGGGACCCAGCGGAUCAGGCAAGUCCACAACUUUCGCGAUGCUGGAGCGCUUCUAUCGUCCGGAAUCUGGAAGUGUUCUGAUAGAUAACGUCAACAUAACCCGACAGCAGGGGACUGUCUUCCGAGACGAAAUCGCUCUCGUACCGCAAGAAAACGUAAUGUUCGAAGGGACAGUUGCUUUCAACAUCGCUCUCGGUGGAAGACCGGGUCAUGAACCCUCCCAACAGGAAAUAGAAGAAGCGUGUAUCAUGGCGAACGUUCAUGAAGUCAUCAUGGCCCUGCCGGGUGGGUACCAGACACAGUGCAGCCAAGACGGCAAGCAAUUCUCUGGUGGGCAGAGACAGCGUCUUUCCAUUGCAAGAGCUCUGGUCAGAAGGCCUCGAUUGUUAUUGCUCGACGAGUCGACGAGUGCGUUGGAUGUGGAAUCCGAGAAAAAGAUUCAGGAUGCGCUCGCGACUCUGUCGGGAAGAACCACGAUUGUUGCGAUUGCGCAUCGACUGAAUACCAUCCACAAGGCGGACUGUAUUUAUCUCAUCGAGGAUGGGAAGUGCGUGGAACAGGGGACUCAUGAUGAGCUGGUUCAGGCCAGUGAGACGUAUCGGACUAGUGUGAUUCAUCAAUCGUUAGAGACAUGA
Messenger RNA from Penicillium salamii, 4035 nucleotides. Lineage: Eukaryota; Fungi; Ascomycota; Eurotiomycetes; Eurotiales; Aspergillaceae. The record is from the annotation of a GenBank genome assembly.